AUGAUGAAAGAAGUACUGAAUUUCAGGAUGUGGCUGGACCGAGUAGAACGGAUGAAGGAUUCACCGUUCCACCACGUCCGACACGCAGUGCAAUCCAGGAGGAGGCUGGUAACCUUAGCAGCCAGACGUGCACAGUUGCAUCUCUAAAACUUGUGACGUCUGAUGCUGCGUGUUCGAAAGCUAAGGCUUCCAGUCCACCGAUCCCAGCUUCCUCCAUG
Thelazia callipaeda (thelaziosis nematode) is the source of this 218-nucleotide messenger RNA. The record is from the annotation of a GenBank genome assembly. NCBI's taxonomy places the organism in Eukaryota, Metazoa, Nematoda, Chromadorea, Rhabditida, Thelaziidae.